This is a messenger RNA of Hyposmocoma kahamanoa, 2169 nucleotides long. RefSeq lists its product as uncharacterized. Gene Ontology annotation, biological process: immune response. Gene Ontology annotation, molecular function: receptor ligand activity; tumor necrosis factor receptor binding. The transcript is spliced from 8 exons. The record is from RefSeq and is a predicted model, not a curated record. NCBI's taxonomy places the organism in Eukaryota, Metazoa, Arthropoda, Insecta, Lepidoptera, Cosmopterigidae. Gene Ontology annotation, cellular component: membrane. Bases 235 to 1701 code for a protein of 488 amino acids.
AGCGCGCUCCCGCAUUCGAGUCCGGCCCGUCCAGGCAAACGCGCGUGUGCCCCUCUCCCCCGCACCACAUCGCGCACGUGCAUAUUUGCGACCAGACCUGCGCCACAGCGCCCAUCCGCGCACCGCCCUCACCCCGGGAUUCCACGAACCCGGAUAAUGGACCGAUAACGGCUGCACUAAUUGAUCGUCCAUUUCGAAUCGAGUGUCACUCGCGAGUGCAGUGUCAGGGCUGUAAUGGCCGAUAAUCACGCUCUAAUACCUAAUCCCGUUAAAAUGUAUACGCAAACAGACGCGUUGAAAGAUGCUAAGGACAUGUCCAAGAAUUUGGUUAGUGGUGAUUUCGAGAAGCAUUACAGGGACGACAUUAUGAUAGAAAAGCCUCGGCGGCGGCACAUGCACUUGUUCCUGGGUGUGUCGGUGGGUGUACUGGCCAUCUGGAUGAUAGUGCUGACGGUAGUACGUGAGGUACAGAUCACACGUUUGCGGCUCGAGGUGGACGAGCUCAACGCAAACAUGAUUGCCGUCACCGCCAACGUCAAAUCGCUCAACCAGAAACUAGCCAACAACAGACUGUUCAAUGAAAUGAACGACGACACGUUCUAUGCCGAUGAUGAUGAAGUACCAACUGCAAUAGACGAGAAGUCAAAUGAUAAAUCGAAGGGAUCCAUCAAGAAUCUAGGCGACCUGACCGUACUCGAAGAUGAAGAAAGCAUGGCUGACGACGAUGAAGACUCGUACGACGAUGAUGACGACGCCGAAAGCGGUGAUUGGUAUCAGGAUUAUGACAGAAGAAGACCCAAGGUUGGCACUACAAACAUGGUGAAACUGAAACCUGAGGACUUCACCGACGCCGUGCUCACUUUCUCUAAAGGCAAGAAGGACUACUCAACCAACAUCAGGGAGCUUAAGUGGCUACUCGACAAAGAGGAUAUGAUGACGUUCAAAGUAUCCCAGCCCACUAAAGAGCCAAACCACGAGGACAGCUCGCGAAGCAAGCGCAGCAUCGUCCCAGCUGUCGCUGUCGAGUCCUUCGAGCCUAAGCAGACUCCAAAGACCCUGUCUAAGUCUGACGAAAGACGUAAAACGAAGAAGUUUUCGCCAAACACGGAAACAUUCUCUCCUGCCAAAGUUGCUUUACAUGGGGUUACCAGAACCAUCAGGAGCGAUGAAGAGGGCUACAGAAGACCGUUCAUCGCCGCCCACUUCCACGGUAACACCUCGCAUCUCAACACAGAGAUUCACCCACAUUAUAAAGGCAACGGUCUCGUCCGUAUGCCGCACAACGUGCCGCACAAUGUGUGGUACCCCUCCCCCUGGACCAAGGCCUCGCCUCACCCGCGCCCAACACUCACCAGCAACGGGCACGUGCACGUCCAUCAUACUGGCGUCUAUCUGGUUUAUGUACAGAUUUACUACCUGGAUUCGCACGAUGUUAUUUCAUGGGUUUUGCACCGAACCAAUAGUGAAAUCGAAGGCAGGGAGACUUUACUUCAAUGCGCGCAGUCUUCGCACUCUAUCGAUCCAAUGGACAAGCCUAAUUCUUGCUUCUCUGCUGCCGCUUUGUUCUUAAAAGCUGGAGAUAAAUUAGCAGUACGGAAUACAGGAGGCGACAGGCAUUCCAUAAUGCAACCAGAGAAGAGUUUUAUAGGUCUUGUGAAAUUAGCCGACGCAGAAGAUCCCAACGAGAGCAUGGAACUCUAAUUUGAAUAAAGAAAACAAGAAUCUGAAAUACAAAUUCAGUUUCCUUUUCUUUUUUGUCAACUACACUCUACAGUCUUGUUAGCCAGUACAACAGCAAGGAUUAGGAUGUUCUUAAUUAAAGAAACAUUUUCUAGAAUUUUCUUGGAAUAAUUCCAUAUCUAUUUUACUGAAGGGAAUAUUCCCGUGCGUAGUAUUUUUUUGUAAACUGUUGUCUCUACUAAUUCUUAGAUCUUAUUUUUAUGUAAUAUUAACGUUAUUAGUUAGGAUUAUUAAAUAUUAAACUUGCCUUACAAAAUGUAUGAGCUUUGUCGUCGUCUUAAGAGUGAAUGCCUCGUAUGUGACUUCUAUGUAAUAUUUCAGGACGAAGUUAAAAAUGUGGUGUAAAAUGUAGUAAACGCAAUAAUAUUUGUAGUUAGCAUUUUAAUUAGCUAAAUUAUACCCACUAUAUUACUUUAAUAAUAUAUUUGA